This is a messenger RNA of Arabis nemorensis, 1233 nucleotides long. NCBI's taxonomy places the organism in Eukaryota, Viridiplantae, Streptophyta, Magnoliopsida, Brassicales, Brassicaceae. The record is from the annotation of a GenBank genome assembly.
AUGGCGAGUUUAGGCACGAUUCUGAGAUAUCCAGAUGAUAUAUAUCCGCUUUUGAAGAUGAAACGAGCGAUUGAACAAGCCGAGAAGCAGAUCCCUUCUGAGCCACACUGGGGUUUCUGCUAUUCGAUGCUUCACAAGGUUUCUCGAAGCUUUUCUCUCGUUAUCCAGCAAUUAGGCACCGAGCUUCGUAACGCUGUGUGUGUGUUCUAUUUGGUUCUUCGAGCUCUUGAUACUGUUGAGGAUGACACAAGCAUACCAAAUGAUGAAAAGCUUCCCAUCCUGUUUGCUUUCCACCUGCACAUAUACAAUACUGACUGGCACUAUUCAUGUGGUACGAAGGAGUACAAGGUUUUGAUGGACCAAUUUCACCAUGUUUCUGCAGCGUUUUUGGAACUUGAAAAAGGGUAUCAAGAGGCUAUAGUGGAAAUUACUAAAAGAAUGGGUGCAGGAAUGGCCAAAUUUAUCUGCCAGGAGGUAGAAACUGUUGAUGACUACGAUGAGUACUGCCACUAUGUUGCUGGGCUUGUGGGUUUAGGCCUGUCUAAACUCUUCCUUGCUUCAGGAUCAGAAGUUUUGACUCCAGACUGGGAGCAGAUUUCCAAUUCAAUGGGUUUAUUUUUACAGAAAACAAACAUUAUCAGGGAUUAUCUUGAGGACAUUAAUGAGAUACCAAAGUCCCGCAUGUUUUGGCCUCGCAAGAUUUGGGGUAAAUAUGCUGCCAAGCUCGAGGACUUAAAAUACGAGGAGAACUCAACCAAAGCAGUGCAGUGCUUGAAUGAAAUGGUCACCAAUGCAUUGAUGCAUAUUGAAGAUUGCCUGAAAUACAUGGCUGCGUUGCGUGAUCCUUCCAUAUUUCGGUUCUGUGCCAUUCCUCAGAUCAUGGCGAUUGGAACACUUGCAUUAUGCUAUAACAAUGUGCAACUAUUUAGAGGGGUCGUGAAACUGAGGCGAGGUCUGACUGCUAAAGUUAUUGAUCGCACAAAGACAAUGGCUGAUGUCUAUGGUGCGUUCUAUGAUUUUUCUUGCAUGCUGAAAACAAAGGUUGACAAGAACGAUCCAAAUGCCAGUAAGACACUAAACCGAGUUGAAGCCGUUCAGAAAAUCUGCAGAGACACUGGAGUCCUUCAGAAGAGAAAAUCUUAUAUUAAUGACAAUGGACAACCAAACAAUGUCUAUAUUGUAAUGGUUGUGAUUCUACUGGCCAUAAUCAUUGCAUAUCUCAGAGCAAACUGA